Molecule: messenger RNA, 423 nt
Organism: Caenorhabditis bovis
Lineage: Eukaryota; Metazoa; Nematoda; Chromadorea; Rhabditida; Rhabditidae
Source: the annotation of a GenBank genome assembly
AUGUAUCCAGGUGAGCUCAUUGUUCGUGGAACGAUAGCCACAAGCAUGAGCAGACACAGAGCAGUGUUUGAUUUGUAUGGAACCUCCGGCGCGAUCAUAAUGCACUUCCGCAUGGAUUUCAGAGGCAACGGCCAACCACAUCGGCUGGUUCUCAACAGCUACAAAGGAGGAUGGUAUAGUGAGAUAUACGGUUCGCAUCCUUUCCAUGCCGGGCAGACAAUCGAAGUUCGAGCCAGAAGAAUUGGCGACUAUUUCCAUUUAACUUACGGCAACGGAUCUUUCCUCAAAAUGUUUCCAAACAGAGUGCCGUCCUCCUAUGAGACAACGUCAUUCUUAACAUGGGGCGACUGGAUCGUUCAUAAUAUCGAAAUGAUUUGCAAAAAUCCUCCGCCUGGUUACAAAGGAAACGACGAUGAUUGUUAA